AUGCGUUACUAUAUACGGAUUCGCAUUUGGCUAUGCACCCAGUUGCUGAAGAUGAGAUGUGCGUACGGACUGCUUCGUCCACAGAAGACUUGCGAUGAGAACUCCCCUGUGAUCUUCCGGAUUCGAAUUCGUGGAAGCCGCACGAAUCCAGUGCCGCACGAUGAUGGUGUUGAUGGAAAAUCUUCGAACAGCUAUGGGAACAAUCGGCAUCACAUUCCAAUACUGCAGGCCAUCAUUGAGGACCGUAUUGGCCGUCGAAUGGCCGAUUUACGUCUGCUCAAUGCGCAACUCCUAGAAGAACUGAACAUGUAG
Drosophila mojavensis is the source of this 312-nucleotide messenger RNA. RefSeq names its product 60S ribosomal protein L15. Gene Ontology annotation, cellular component: ribosome. The record is from RefSeq and is a predicted model, not a curated record. Lineage: Eukaryota; Metazoa; Arthropoda; Insecta; Diptera; Drosophilidae. The transcript has 2 exons. Bases 1 to 312 code for a protein of 103 amino acids. Gene Ontology annotation, molecular function: structural constituent of ribosome.